This is a messenger RNA of Musca vetustissima, 3773 nucleotides long. It is a transcript of the gene Ube4B, whose product is annotated as ubiquitin conjugation factor E4 B. Lineage: Eukaryota; Metazoa; Arthropoda; Insecta; Diptera; Muscidae. Gene Ontology annotation, cellular component: cytoplasm; nucleus; ubiquitin ligase complex. The record is from RefSeq and is a predicted model, not a curated record. Gene Ontology annotation, molecular function: ubiquitin-ubiquitin ligase activity. The transcript is spliced from 10 exons. Gene Ontology annotation, biological process: protein polyubiquitination. The coding region runs from base 10 to 3756 and encodes 1248 amino acids.
AGAGUCAAAAUGUCGGAACAAGAACAGAACAAAAAAUUAGGAGAAUUAACAGCAGAAGAGAUGCGAGCGAGAAGACUACGCACUUUGGCCAAAUCAACAAAUAGUGCCACAUCUGCUGGUGCCGCAGAAAGUGGCAGCAAUGUCGCCAACGUACCUCUUCCCUCCACCAACAAAACUGAAGUGUGUGGUGGCCAACGUCCAGCCACCAACGUUUCAAAUUCAUCCCGCUUGGUGAAAGCUGCAAAUCAAUCUGGUUCACCCACAACUGUUGGCAAUCAAGACAGCAUUGUAUUGCCCCUAGACCAAGGAGAACAAAAAAUGGAUGUUGAUGUGGAAAUGAAAUCGGUCAACACAACGCCAAUAAAGUCACAAACAACGCUAUUUAACCCUGCGGUUGGUGCCACCGAGGAAGACCUUUCGGCAUCGAACAAAGUGAAAUGCAGUCUGGCCCUGAAAGAUCCAGACUCUGGCAUUGAGAAUAUGGAAACUAUAGAACAAAUGUCACCGGCUGAGACCCCACAAAAAGACCAGACUACAAAUAAUCCCCUGGAUGGUGUUCAGAAGAGCUCAAAAUCCGCAGAGGAACGCUUGGAGGUUAUGCUCUCCAAGAUAAUGAAUGCUACAUGGAAUGAAUAUUGCACGGGAUCCAUGAUUUGUCCACAGACAGCCAGUUUCCUUGAAAAACAUCCAGAACUAAGAUUCAAUUUCGAUUGGUUAAUAUGCAACGUGUUGAUGGAGAGCGUUUUAAGAUUAUACAACGACGAAGAGUUCAUCGAAGAUGGUGCCAGUGGUGGCGGAGAUGCAAACAAUGACGAGGAGAUGAAAACUGAUAUCGGUGCCAAAGGAGGCAUGGACACAACUCUGAAAAAAGACAGCACUCCCACAUAUUCCACGCCGAAAAAGAUCAAAAGCGACGAUUCGGAAGUGCAAGAAAUUUUGGCAAACGUAAUCGAUGACCAGCCCUCGACAUCAAGGGGUUUACAAAGUGGUAUUAAUAGUUCCGAGUUGAUUGGCACUUGCCCAACACCAUCAUCCAAUAUCUUUACACCAAUGACAUUGGCCAAGCAUAAGGUUUUGUUACAUUUGAUACAAUGCCACAAGAACCAUCGUCACAUCAAUGACCGGUUUAUCGCCAAUCUGGCACAAGAACAGCCUGGAGACGCCGAGCGGAUUCAACGCUCCUUAAAAACGGUACACCAGCAAAUAUUUCGCAUGACAAUCUUAGUGCUUACCGACCGUAUUCACGAUAACCUCAACUAUGCCUUGGAUCAAUCGACUCUGCUGGAGCUCUACUACCAGUUGCGUGUGCCAGAGGAAUUCAUAUUUGAUCUUGUGGCCGAGUCGUACGAAAGAAAAGAAGACUUUGAAUUCAUCUUUAGCCAAAUGUUGAGGGACUUGUUCAUGGGUAUGCAACGUAACAUAUGUUCCCCUACCAUCAUUACCCAUCACAUGGACCUGCUGUCCAAGUUGAUGUCUGUCAAAAUUGGCACCAUCAGACCAUUGUGCGAUUUGCUGGCUAGUCAAACGAACUUCUUGCCUCCACUGUGUACCCAUAUACCGGGUAGGGAAAUAGUCAAGUGUAGUUAUUUGGGGCCAUUUUUGUCGGUAUCCUUUUUUGCUGAAGAAAAUGUUCGUUUUGCCGAAGCUCAUGGCAAUGUCGACACAUUGUCCCUUAAUUCGGGAAAAUUCCAAUGGCAAUUGUUUACAAUGCGUCAACUUAUGUAUUCAGUUUUCCAUUCCCUACUUGUCAAUGUCAAUACUCGGCCCAAGACUUUGGAUUAUAUAUCCCAAAUAUUGCGCCACAAUGAACGGCGUGUCCAAUUUGCCAGCGAUGAGAAGUUAUUGGCACGCGACGGCUUUGCCAUCAACUUAAUGUGUGUUUUACAACAACUCUCAGUUAAAAUUAAGCUAGAUCGUAUCGAUCCGCAGUAUCCAUUUUAUAAGAAUUCAUUAAUCUAUAUCGAACAAGAUACAAAAUUACGCUUCACCGAAGAAGAAUAUAAACAGUUCCUGGAUCAACAUUUUACUGCCACCAAUACGGAGACGACGCCACAGCCCAAUUUCCAAACUCAAUGUUGGUUCUUAACACUGCAGGCUCAUCACUUGGGCUUUAUGCCAGCCAUACAGAGGUACCGACAAAAGUGCAGGGCCAUCAAGGAACUGCAGAAGCUGAUCGAAGAAAUAGACCGCACCACGUCCCACUGGGAAGCCACACCGUUUGCUUCGCGUAACAAACAGUUUAGGGAUCGUUGGCAAAAGCAACUGAAGAAAUUAAUGCGCUCGAAAAUGUGCAGUGAGGUGUGUCUGUUGGACCCCAAGCUGCUGAAUUCAUGCCUGUUCUUCUACUCCACUGUGUGCGAGUACCUUCUGUACCAAAUGGAGGGACGUCCAAUUGAAGGGCCAUUCAUGUCAAAAAUACCUCCACAACAAUUGAAACCGACUGAUGCAUUCUCCGCACUGCCCGAAUGGUAUAUCGACGAUAUAGCCGAAUUCAUUUUGUUCGCUAUGCAGCACGCCCAAAAUGAUAUACGCAACGCUAUAGAUCAUUCGAUCAUAACAUGGUUGCUGACCAGUGUCUGUGCACCUCACAUGAUUAAAAAUCCAUAUGUCACUGCCAAACUGGUCGAAGUUUUGUUUGUCUUCUCCUUGGGUCCGGCAAAUAUUUUAAAUAUAUCGAUAUGGAAUCACGAGUUGGCACAAACAGUUCUCUGCAGUUCACUGAUGAAAUUCUAUGUAGACAUUGAGACGACGGGCCAAAGUACAGAGUUCUAUGACAAAUUCACAAUAAGAUACCACAUAAGUCAUUUAUUCAAGUCGAUGUGGGAGAGUCCUGUCCAUCGUCAGGUCAUGAUCAAUGAAUCGAACAAUGGCAAGCAGUUUGUUAAGUUUAUCAAUAUGCUUAUGAAUGAUACCACAUUCCUGUUGGAUGAAUGUUUGGAAAAUCUCAAACGUAUACAUCAGACACAGAUUAUGAUGGCAAAUGAUUCGGCUUGGUCAAGUCUGGGCUCAGAACAGCAACAAGCCCGUCUUUCACAGUUGGCAACGGACGAACGACAAUGUCGUUCCUAUUUAACAUUGGCCAGAGAAACCGUUGAAAUGUUCCACUAUCUGACUGAUGAUAUCAAAGAACCAUUUAUGCGUGACGAACUAGUUGAUCGUCUAAGCUCAAUGUUAAACUUUAAUUUACACCAACUUUGCGGUCCUAAAUGUAACGACUUGAAAGUACGCAAUCCCGCCAAAUAUGGCUGGGAACCCAGGCGUCUUUUGGGACAGAUUUUCGAUAUAUAUUUGCAUCUUGACUGUGAUAGAUUUGCCCAAGCCUUGGCAGCUGAUGAACGAUCGUUCCAGAAACAUUUAUUUGAUGAUGCUGCCAAUCGUAUUGAGCGUCUGAGUAUACGUUCAGCCAUAGAAGUCGAGAAAUUUAGAGCCUUGAUAUCCAAAGCGCAUGAUAUAUAUGUUGCAAAUCAACAGUCUGAAGAUGAAUGUGCUGAUGCUCCCGAUGAGUUUAAGGAUCCUCUUAUGGACACACUUAUGUCAGACCCGGUCGUUCUGCCAUCUGGUACAAUUAUGGACCGUGCAAUUAUAACGCGCCACUUGUUGAACAGCAACACAGACCCCUUCAAUCGCCAGCCAUUAACUGAAGACAUGCUGGUGCCGAACAUUGAAUUGAAAGAACGUAUCGAUGCCUGGCGCAAAGAACAACGCUACAAAAGGCAACAGCAGGGCAAUUUAGAUUUGAACGACAAGAGCUCCUAAAUGUUGGCUAAUCGUUU